This is a messenger RNA of Zootoca vivipara (common lizard), 3195 nucleotides long. It is a transcript of the gene RPP30, whose product is annotated as ribonuclease P/MRP subunit p30. The record is from RefSeq and is a predicted model, not a curated record. Lineage: Eukaryota; Metazoa; Chordata; Lepidosauria; Squamata; Lacertidae. Gene Ontology annotation, cellular component: ribosome; nucleolar ribonuclease P complex. Gene Ontology annotation, biological process: tRNA processing; translation. Gene Ontology annotation, molecular function: RNA binding; structural constituent of ribosome.
GGCUCCAGGGCAGCUUCCCCACCACGUGGCUUCAACAUGGCCGAGUUUGUGGACCUGAAUAUUUCCCACUUGGCGGAGAAGGCGUCGCUGCAGAAGCUGGUGGAGGCGGCAGCGCACCUUGGCUAUUCAACUGUUGCAAUCAAUUACGUCGUUGACUAUGAAGAAAACAAGAAGGAAAUUGUCAAGCCGGUGUCUCCCAAAGAAUUGUUUACAGCCCUGCCUCUUGUACAGGGGAAAUCCAAGCCAAUUAAGAUUUUAUCGAGGCUAACGCUGGUUGUUUCUGAUCCAUCACACUGCAAUAUUCUAAGAUCGACAUCUACCAACAUAAAAUUUUACGACAUCUUUGCUGUGUUUCCUAAGAGUGGAAAACUGUUUCAUGUGGCCUGCACAACCUUAGACGUAGAUAUUGUGUGCAUCAACGUAACAGAAAAGCUGCCCUUCUACAUCAAGAGACCCUCUGUGAAUGUGGCAAUAGAUCGAGGCAUCUACUUUGAACUUACUUAUGUGCCUGCCAUCAAAGACUCCACAAUGAGAAGAUACACGGUUUCAAAUGCACUCAGCCUGAUGCAGAUCUGCCGAGGGAAGAAUAUAAUUUUAUCCAGUGCAGCAGAAAAGCCUCUACAACUACGAGGUCCGUAUGAUGUGGCUAACCUAGGGUGGCUGUUUGGCCUGUCUGAAAGCAAUGCCAAGGCAGCAGUUUCUACAAACAGCCGAGGAGUCCUGCUUCAUGGGGAAGCCCGGAAGACUGCCUCUGGCGUAGUGUACACCAAGAAAAAAACUCGAGCCACGGAGGAAGAUGAGACUACUCCAGUCAGUAAAAAAGCCAAGACAGCUUUGUGACAAGAAGGCUCUUUUCAGGGGAGCCCAACAACCCCCAAACCUCUAAAAUACCCCAGUUGUGUGGCUUGAUGAGAAUAGGGUGCUUUACGAUUUGACGCCAGGACAGAAGAUAAUGUUGCACCUUGAAGAUGACAUUCCUCCUUGGCUUCCCAGUGGAAUAGGAAUGGGAGAUUAUGGACACUCUCUCUUAUGAUGAAGCCUUUUGUGCUGAAGACUUGUUUUAUUUUUACCAACCCUGUUGUUCGGUAAGUUUCUAGGACUCAAAUCUCCAUAGAUGCGUAAUCGCCCUGAUCACUAUCAAAUCAGUUCGUGCGCGCGCACACACACAAAUGAUUGCAUAGUUUCCCUGGCACCUGGGCACUGAAUUAAAGUCACAAGUUGCAACUGUGAAUUCCAAACAGCAGAGCUGUGAGCGUAUUCUGUUGUUUGUGCCCAGGGGAAAAAAAGUUGCGUGCUCUGCAGUGGGAGCAGAGAUCGUACGUUUGCUAGCCGUUCCUUAUCUGUGUUUAUAGUAGGGAGAGCUGACCAUCUGGAACACUUUGGGCAACGUGCAUUAGGUGUGGUGCAACUAGAGUGGUUUCCACUGCUGUUGCUUCUACUUUUUUAGCUGUUUGUGGAACGGCAACAAACCUGCUGCACCACUGGUAAAUUUCAAUGUUUUUCUUUAGCAUGGUCUGCCAUUUUCCUAUCCACACCUGUGGAUGAGUAUAGUACCCAUUGCCUGAUGUAUUUCUUCCCCCCUCAAAACUAUUUGAACAUGCACAGUGGUUGUUUCACAUCCUGAGCAAGGGGCCUAAUAAUAAUAAUAAUAAUAAUAAUAAUAAUUUAUUUACACCCCACCCAUCUGACUGGGGUCCCCAGCCACUCUGAGCAGCUCCCAACAGAAUAUUAAAAAACACUAUACAUUAAAACCUUCCCUAAACAGGGCUGCUUUCAGGUGUCUUCUAAAAGUCAAAUAGUUGUUUAUUUCCUUAACAUCUGAUAGGAGGGCAGGCGCCACCACCGAGAAGGCCCUCUGCCAUUGACUAACAAGAUUGUUGCCUACACGAAUAAGACACUGCUUACUGGCUGCCCAGCUGAAACUGCAACAGCCAUCUUCACCUUGACAGGAACAAGGGAAUUAAGACUUGGCUGGUUCUUUCUGUCUCAUUAUCUUGGAAUGUCUAUUCUUCCACGUGAGGCCCUUUUAUCUUCAGUUUCCUAAGGCACGGCAGCAAUUGGCUUUCUCCCCCAAAGGUGGGUGGGUGAGGGGGAAGAGAAGUUCUACGAGCUUUUCUUUUUAUUGCGUUAAAUUAAGGGUUUGAAUUAAAAGGAUCUGCUCGUUAUGACAGUAGCAGAACUGUGCUCUGGAACACAGGUUGCCGUCCAAAGGAGACAGAGUGGGGGAGGAUGGGCAGAGGCAAUUUCAUGCAGAGAAGGGAUGGUUAGCAGAAUGGUGCCGCUUUUCUUCCGACUAGGAUCCAAGGCCAGAAGCAAGCCUUCCCAGGAGGAAAUCAAGUGAGGGCAGGUGGUUUUGGAAGGGAGUGCUCAGCCCUGGUCCUUCUGCUUCUCCACUUUAAAUUCCCCCUAAUUCUCCUCUCAGCACCAAUGUAUGCUCUCUCUGAGCUUUGUACAUUCUAGCACUUGGGCUGGGCUUCCCUUGCAUCUAAUUAGACCCCCCCCCCAAUAGCAGCCUAGCAAAGAGUUUGAAAGGAUUUGAAUUGCAACUACGUUGUGUCCCAAAGGCCUGCUCACUGGUGCCACCAAUUAUUAUUAUUAUUAUUAUUAUUAUUAUUAUUAUUAUUAUAUACCGCCCUUCAUUGGAAGAUCUCAGAGCGGUUCAAAAGAUAAAGGAAUGGCUGUUCGUGGGCUGUGGCCCUGAAUCUCAACAGGAAUGCCUGCAAAUGCCAUCAGGAUUGCUUAUUACCAAGUAGCUUCAGGUGUUGCUGUUACAGCUUCAAAAGUAUUUCAUAUUUAUUUUGCAACUGACGUGCAUCGCCGCCUGAAACUCUUGCCUUGGCAGAACUGAUUGGGCUUGGCUUUGAUCUCUGAGUAAACUAAGAAUCAAUCAGAAAUGUUUACUUUGCAAAGUGUGUGUGUGUCCUCUUGCCACUGACUUUUCCUCCUCUAAUUCCACUAAGAUGCUACGUGAGCUUUAUCGGUUAUCAAAUGGUCUGGUGGUAAGUUUCUAUAGAAUCCGGACCUCAGGAAAGUAGUUUUUGAUGAGGACAUUUUGGCUUUAUUUUUGUUGAAUAAAUCAUGGUGUAAUAUGCCAUGCAUUGUUGUUCAUCCGAGGUUGUAUUUACCUAAUUUUAAGAGCUGCCAAGGAAAGAUUGUUGUUAUUAUGUGCUGAUAUGUAAAACCACAGAAUUCAAA